Teleopsis dalmanni is the source of this 523-nucleotide messenger RNA. RefSeq names its product protein Asterix. Lineage: Eukaryota; Metazoa; Arthropoda; Insecta; Diptera; Diopsidae. The record is from RefSeq and is a predicted model, not a curated record. The transcript is spliced from 4 exons. Gene Ontology annotation, cellular component: endoplasmic reticulum membrane. Gene Ontology annotation, biological process: protein insertion into ER membrane. Bases 83 to 415 code for a protein of 110 amino acids. Gene Ontology annotation, molecular function: protein folding chaperone.
UUUUACUUUGGUACUAUAUAAUUCAGAGUACUUGUAGUUUAAUAAAUUAAUUAUAUAUUUAUAAAAAUUUUUAUAAUUUAAAAUGAAUUCAACUGUUGAUCCAAGGAGAAAAGAAAAGGUGGUUCGUUAUAAGCCUCCUUCUACACAAGGACAAUCAGGUGCUCCUAAUGAGGAUUUAAUGCCUGAUUAUAUGAAUAUUUUAGGUAUGAUAUUCUCGAUGUGUGGUCUUAUGAUGAAACUAAAAUGGUGCGCUUGGUUUGCUUUAUAUUGUUCAUGUAUCAGUUUUGCCAGUUCACGCGUGAGUGAUGACGCUAAACAGGUCUUAUCGUCAUUUAUGUUAAGUGUUAGUGCAGUUGUAAUGUCAUAUCUUCAAAAUCCAUCGCCAAUGACACCUCCUUGGGGAACUUCAACUUAGUGAAAACGCAAUUAUUAAUUAAAAUAAAUAUAUUUUAUAGUUUGUAAAAUAUUUUUUUUUACAAAUUUUUGCAAUGAGCUGAAGAGCUUUUUUGCUGUAAAAAUAUAU